Malassezia pachydermatis is the source of this 255-nucleotide messenger RNA. Its product is annotated as cytochrome b mrna processing protein. Gene Ontology annotation, cellular component: mitochondrial membrane. Gene Ontology annotation, biological process: mitochondrial respiratory chain complex III assembly. The record is from RefSeq and is a predicted model, not a curated record. The coding region runs from base 1 to 255 and encodes 84 amino acids. Lineage: Eukaryota; Fungi; Basidiomycota; Malasseziomycetes; Malasseziales; Malasseziaceae. The transcript has 4 exons.
AUGGCUGGUGGCGCAGCAAAUUGGGCUCGUGCCUUUAUCGGCGGUGGUUUCAUUGUAGGCACCGGCUACAUGCUAUUGAAGUUCGCUACACCUUCGGAGCAGGAAUUGUAUAACAGCUUAUCCCCCGACCUGAAGCGCAAGGUCGACGAACAGCGACAUGCCCAGGCAAACAAGGAGCAGGUGCAGCAUAUGAAAACACUGCAGGAGAAGCUUGCGCAACAGCAGGACUCUGCGACAGUGAACUGGGCCAAGUAA